Molecule: messenger RNA, 936 nt
Organism: Brassica oleracea var. oleracea
Lineage: Eukaryota; Viridiplantae; Streptophyta; Magnoliopsida; Brassicales; Brassicaceae
Product: G-type lectin S-receptor-like serine/threonine-protein kinase At1g11300
Exons: 2
Biological process (GO): recognition of pollen
Source: RefSeq, a predicted model, not a curated record
UCCUCGCUGAGCUUCUGGAUUCAGGGAACCUCGUGAUGAAAGAUUCUAAUACCGAUGCAUAUCUUUGGGAGAGUUUCGAGUAUCCAACUGAUUCUUGGUUGCCGAAUAUGUUGGUUGGUACAAACGCAAAAACAGGAGGAGGGAACAUCACAAUAACUUCUUGGAAAACACCUUCAGAUCCUUCCCCUGGAAGCUACACUGCUGCACUCGUUCUUGCUGCAUAUCCAGAGAUCCACAUUGUGAACAAUAAUAAUAAGAAUGCUACCAUGUGGCGCAGUGGACCGUGGAAUGUCACCAUGUCAUUUGCUAAUGACUCGACGUUAAGACACUUCUACUUGGACUAUAAAGGAUCAGUGAUCAGGAGAGAUUGGAGUGAAGCUAAGAGAAACUGGACGGUCGGAGACCAAGUUCCUGCAACGGAAUGUGAUGUUUACAGAAGAUGUGGUCAGUUCCCUACUUGCAAUCCCCUGAAAGCCCCUCCUUGUUCUUGCUUUAAAGGGUUUAGUCCAAGGAACUUCGUAGAGUGGAACAGUGGAAACUCUAGUGGUGGAUGCAUAAGAAAGGAGCCUUUGCAGUGCGAAAGACAGAACAGUAAUGGGAGUGCUGCUGAUGGGUUUAUGAGGCUUAGACGAGUGAAACUGCCUGACUUUGCAAGAAGAUCGGAAGCUAGUGAACCAGAAUGCUUGAGGACUUGUUUGCAGACAUGUUCUUGUGUAGCUUUUGCUCAUGGUUUAGGUUAUGGUUGCAUGACUUGGAAUGUAAGCUUAGUUGAUUCUCAGGAUCUAUCUAGUAGUGGAAUGGAUCUUUAUAUCCGUCUUGCACAUUCAGAAAAGCCGGACAGAAGGCCCGUUAUCAUUGGUACAUCAUUGGCAAGUGGUGUUUUUGUUGUGGCAGCUUGUGGUCUUUUAGUACAAAGGAUUGUCAAAAAGAGAAGAG